AUGACGUCAGUGAUUCCUAUUGCAGCGUCACCUAUGAAGCGUGCCAACAACUUGAGAUACUCUCACCCCGUGGCUAGUGUCACCUUCAGAGGGACUAAGAAGAAGACAAAAGUCAUCAAGAACAAUCCCAACCCCGUCUGGAAUGAGGGUUUUGAAUGGGAUUUAAAGGGGAUUCCUCUGGACUCUGGAGCAGAGCUGCACUGUGUCGUCAAAGACCAUGAGAAGAUGGGAAGGAACAGGUUUCUGGGUGAAACCCGACUGUCUCUCAGAGAUGUGCUCAACUCUCCAAACCUGGCUGCCUGCUUCACAGUGUCCCUGCUGGACACCAAGAGAAACAACACAGGGGCCACAUUGACCCUGCAGGUUUCCUACAUCCCUCCACCAGGAUCGGCUCCAAUCUUCCAGCCUCCCCCCCAGCAGGAGGUCAUGCCCCAUAACAACCCCAAUGUGGAACUGGACACCGUCACAAUGAUUUCUCUGGACACUCUGGGCGAGGAGGAUACAGAGAGUAUGAUGAUGCUGGAGCCCACAGAAGACCAGGGCCCUGACGACGGACGCUCCAUGGUGAUCGUCGGCACCCAGGGAAAUCAGGGCCAGGAGUCCCCCGCUGCCCAGACUCCCAAACGCUCGCCACCGUCCUACAACACCCAAGGAGGGCUGAGGAAGAGGAGGAGAGGAGCCAGCAGUCAGCCCAAACCUCUGCCCAACAAACCACAGGACAUCCAGAUUCGUGUGCGAGUCAUUGAGGGACGACAGUUGCCCGGCAUCAACAUCAAGCCUGUUGUCAAGAUAACGAUAGCAGGGCAGACCAAGAGGACUCGCAUCAGAAAAGGAAACAACCCAGUGUUUGAUGAGACAUUUUUCCUGAACUUCUUCGAGACUCCGUCAGACUUGUUUGAUGAACCAAUCUUCAUUACUGUGUGUGACUCUCGCUCACUGAGAACGGAUGCUGUGAUCGGUGAAUUCAAGUUGGAUGUUGGCACUGUCUACAAUGAGCACAGACACUGCUUCUUGAGAAAAUGGCUUCUGCUGUGCGACUCCGACGAUCUCUCUGCUGGAGUUAAAGGCUACCUGAAGGUCAGCUUGUUCGUCUUGGCCGCUGGAGACGAGCCACCGGCUGAUAGGCGUGAUUGUGUGGAGGAGAAAGAGGAUAUCGAAGGAAACCUGCUGAGACCAGCUGGUCUGUCUCUGAGAGGAGCCACUUUCACCAUGAGGAUUUUCAGAGCUGAAGACCUCCCACAGAUGGAUGAUGCCUUCAUGGAUGGGAUGAGGCAGGUUUUUGGGUUCGACAGCAACAGGAAGAACUUGGUGGAUCCUCUGGUGGAGGUCCACUUUGCUGGCAAAACAGUCUGCACUAAGAUUCUGGAGAAAAACGCCAAUCCACAAUGGCACCAGAGUCUGACCAUGCCAAUUAGGUUUCCCUCCAUGUGUGAGAAGAUGAGGAUCAGAAUUCUGGACUGGGACAGAGCCAGUCACAAUGAUGUCAUCGGCACUGCCCAUCUGUGCAUGUCUAAGAUCUCCGCCCCAGGAGGAGAAAUAGAUGAUGACUUGUCUCCAGGGACCGUCCAACCUAGCAUUGAUGACAGCCUUGGUUUCCUGCCGACUUUCGGUCCAUGUUUCGUCAAUCUUUACGGCAGCCCCAGAGAGUUCACCGCCUUCAAUGACCCUCAUGAAGCUCUAAAUCUCGGAAAAGGUGAAGGUGUGGCAUACAGAGGUCGAGUUUUAAUGGAACUAACCACAAAACUGGUGGACAAACCCGAGCCAAAAUCUGAAGACAUCCCAUCAGAUGAUCUGCUGGUGGUUGAGAAAUUUCUCAGGAAGAGGAAGUUCUCUCUCUUCGCCGCGUUUUAUUCGGCCACACUCCUCCAGGACGUCGACGACGCCAUCCAGUUCGAGGUCAGCAUCGGUAACUACGGCAACAAGUUCGACUACACCUGCCUCCCUCUGGCGUCCACCACACAGUUCAGCAGGGCCGUGUUUGACGGUUGCCACUACUACUACCUCCCCUGGGGAAACGUGAAGCCGGUGGUGGUUCUGUCGUCAGAGUGGGAAGAUAUCAAACCGAGGAUCGAGGCCCUCAACAUGCUGCUGGCCAUCAUAGAUAGACUGGAGGAGAAUCUGCAACGGGUGCAGCUGGAAGUGAAGGCAGGCAGUGAUCUGGAGGAGGUGGAGCUCCGAGUGGUUGAGAUGCUGGAACAGGUCAUUACAGACUGCAGUGAAGAGCUUCCCUCUCUCGACCAGUGGCAGUGCGUGACCCCUCUGGAUCAGUCAUUGAGGCACAUUCGUACUCUGCACCUGCAACAGAUUGUCGCGGCGGCGCUGGCUCUCAAACACGGGCCGGCCACUGAUCUCUCCACAGUGCUGGAUCAGGCGGAGGACUGGGCCAACCGGCUGAGAUCCAUGGCCGAGGAGCCCCAGAACAGUCUUCCAGACAUCGUGAUUUGGAUGCUGCAGGGCGACCGCAGGGUGGCGUACCACCGGAUCCCAGCACACACCGUACUCUUCUCCCAGCAGAACUGUGGGAAACAGUGCGGACAGCUGCAGACCGUCUUACUCAAGUACCCGCAGGGCAGCGGUGCAGAAGCCAAACUUCCCGGCCAGCUGAGGGUCAAAGUCUGGUUCGGAUUGGCUGCUGACGUCAAACACUUCAACCAAUACGCUGAAGGAAAGCUGUCCGUCUUUGCUGAAACGUAUGAGAACCAGACCCGGCUCGCCCUGGUGGGCAACUGGGGGACUUCAGGUCUGACGUACCCCAAGUUCAGCGACGUCACCGGAAGAGUGAAACUGCCCAAAGAGAGUUUCAAACCUUCACCUGGCUGGACCUGGGCCGGGGACUGGUGCAUCAGCCCUGAGAAGACUCUGCUGUUUGACGUGGACGCCGGUCACAUGACCUUCUCGGAGGAAGUGUUUGAAAACCAGAUGAGAUUACCGGGUGGACAGUGGAUCGGCAUGCCGGAGGGUUACACUGAUGUGAACGGGGAGAAAGCGGUGCCGAAAGACGAGGUGGAGUGUCCUCCUGGUUGGGUGUGGGAGGAGGUGGAGUGGAGCGAGGACCUCAACAGAGCUGUGGAUGAUCAAGGCUGGGAGUACGGCAUCACCAUCCCUCCGGACCGCCGGCCUAAGUCCUGGGUACCAGCCGAGAAGAUGUACCACACCAACCGACGAAGACGGUGGAUACGGAUGAGACGGCGAGACCAGCAGAAGAUGGACGCCCUCCGAAAGCAGCGUCCGGAUGAGACGGAGAGGGAGGGUUGGGAGUAUGCCUCGCUGUUCGGCUGGAAGUUCCACCUUAAGCCGAGGAAGACGGACAGCUUCAGGAGGCGCAGGUGGAGGUGUCGAAUGGAGCCGCUGGAGAAGACGGGACCGGCCGCCAUCUUUGCUCUGGAGUGCUCUCUGAGCAGUAUAGAGGACAAGAGCGAUGACAAGUCGGUCACAACCACUUUUGGAGUUAACCGACCGACGAUUUCCUGCAUCUUUGAUCGUGGCACGCGUUACCACUUGCGCUGCUACCUCUACCAAGCCAGAGACCUGCUGGCCAUGGACAAAGACAGCUUCUCAGACCCGUACGCCAUCGUCUCCUUCCUCCAUCAGUCCCAGAAGACGGUGACGGUGCGUAACAGCCUCAACCCCACCUGGGACCAGACGCUCAUCUUCUACGAGGUGGAGAUUUUUGGCGACCCCGAAGUCGUGACGGCCAGUCCGCCCAACGUGGUGGUGGAGUUUUACGACCAGGAUACCUACGGUGUGGAUGAGUUCAUGGGCCGCUGUGUGUGCCAGCCCUCCUUCAUUUCCUCCCCUCGUCUGGAGUGGUUCCCGAUACACAAAGGGGAGAAGAACGCCGGCGAGCUAUUGGCCGCAUUCGAGCUCAUACGCAGAGAUAAGCCAGCAGUUCACUAUAUUCCAGGUCAAGAGGGAGACAUCGUGACCUCCUCCAGUGUCCUAGAUGAGUUAAUUCUUCCAGGAUUCCUCUCUGAAAACCUGCAGGAAUGGCCGGAGGAGUCGGACCUCCCGUAUCCGCCCCCUCAGAGAGAGCCCAACGUCUUCGUGGUUCCUCAGGGCAUCAAACCUGUUCUGCAGAGAACCGCCAUCGAGAUCUUAGCGUGGGGCGUUCGUAACCUGAAGAGUUUCCAGCUGGCCACCGUUUCCUCUCCGAGCCUGCAGGUGGAGUGUGGAGGCGCCAUGGUCCAGAGCUGCUUCAUCCGCAGCAUGAAGAAGAAACCCAACUUUGACGUCAACAUGCUCAUCCUUGAUGUGAGACUUCCCUGCGAGGAGCUCUACAUGCCGCCGAUCGUCAUCAAAGUCAUCGACAACCGUCAGUUUGGGAGGAAGCCCGUGGUCGGUCAGUGCACCAUCCGCUCGCUGGAGGAGUACCGGUGCAGCCCGGAGGACGAAGGAGGGGAUGUGGAGGUGGAAGCAGGGAGAGGUGAUUUGCCGCAGUUCAGCGGAGACGUUCUGAUCGACAUCGACGAUCAUGAGCCGCUCAUAUCUGACCAGCUCGCAGACGGAGCCGGUUCAGCUAUCAUUAACCUUUCCACCUCUAGUUCCAGCCUUCAUGCAGAAGAGUUCAUGGACUGGUGGAGUAAGUUUUACGCCUCGAUUGGAGAGAAAAACAAGUGCGGGACUUACCUGGAGAGAGGCUUUGACACGUUGAAGGUGUAUGACCGGGAGUUAGAGAAGGUCAACGGCUUUGAGGGUCUCUCCGAUUUCUGUCAAACAUUCAAACUGUACAGAGGAAGGAUGAAGGAUGAAGGAGAAGAUCCGUCAGUGGUGGGAGAGUUCAAGGGUAUGUUUAAGAUCUACCCCCUGCCAGACGACCCCUCCGUCGCCGCCCCGCCCAGACAGUUCAGAAAGCUUCCUCCCAACGGCAUCGAGGACUGUUUGGUCCGAGUCUACAUCAUCCAGGCUGAAGGGCUGCAGCCCAAAGAUACACAUGGGAAGUGUGAUCCAUAUGUGAAGAUCACGUUGGGGAAGAAGACGAUCAAUGACCAUGAAAACUACAUCCCCUGUACUCUGGACCCCGUCUUUGGAAAGUUGUUCGAGUUGAACUGUUCGCUCCCCGUGGAGAAGGACCUGCAUGUGAUGGUGUACGACCACGACAUGCUGACCAAAGACGACAAGAUCGGAGAGACGGUCAUCGACCUGGAGAACCGCUUCCUGUCCAAAUACGGAGCCAUGUGUGGCCUGCCGCAGUCCUACUGUGUGUCGGGGGUAAACCAGUGGCGAGACCAGCUGACACCGAGGCAGCUGCUGUACAAAGUGUGCGAGCGACGGAACCUGCGAAAGCCCGUCUACAGAAACGAAGUCGUCUACUUCAGAGGAGACGAAUACACCGCUGCAGACCUCGAAGACAAACACAUGUCCAAACGUCAUCUUGGCUCAAUCGAGGAGCAACUGGCCCUCCACAUCUUGAGGAAACUGGAACUGGUACCCGAACAUGUGGAGACGAGACCCCUGUACAGCCCGCUGCAACCUGACAUAGAGCAGGGUCGUCUGAUGAUGUGGGUGGACGUGUUCCCCAAAUCGAUGGGACCGCCGGGACCCCCGUUCAACGUCACACCCCGCAAGGCUAAGAAGUUUUUCCUGCGUUGCAUCAUCUGGAACACCAGUGAUGUCAUCCUGGACGACGUCAGCAUCAGCGGGGAGAAGAUGAGCGACAUUUAUGUGAAAGGCUGGAUGGACGGACACGAACACAACAAGCAGAAGACCGACGUCCACUACCGAUCUCUGGGCGGAGAGGGAAACUUCAACUACAGAUUCCUGUUUCCCUUCCACUAUUUACCUGCUGAGCAACUGUGUGUCGUCGACAGGAAGGCACAUUUCUGGAGUUUGGAUAAAGCCGAGACUAAACUGCCUCCUAAACUGACCAUCCAGAUCUGGGACAACGACAAGUUCUCCUUUGACGACUACCUCGGUCACCUGGCGAUGGACCUGAACCACAUGCUGCGUCCGGCCAAGUCUCCGGAGAAGUGCACCCUGCAGCUGUUGGAGCAGCCGGCAGAGAAACUGGUGUCUCUGUUUGAGCAGAAGACCGUCAAAGGAUGGUGGCCCUGCACCUGUACCCAAAACGGAGAGAAGAUCAUCGCUGGGAAGGUGGAGAUGUCUCUGGAGAUCGUGACAGAACACGAUCAAGAGGAGCGACCGGCUGGGAUCGGCAGAGAUGAACCCAACAUGAACCCUCACCUGGAGGAACCUCAGCGUCCAGAGACUUCCUUCCUGUGGUUCUCCUCCCCAUACAAGACUCUCAGGUUCAUCCUAUGGAGGCGCUUCAAGUGGUUGAUCAUCCUCUCCAUCUUCCUCUUCUUCAUCUUCCUCUUCAUCGGCGUCUUCCUCUACUCCUUCCCGAACUACGCUGCCAUGAGGAUGGUGGGACCUUUCGGACCAGCCAAGGGAACACAGUGAUGACGGGAGCGUGAGGAGGAGAGGCGAACACGAACAAGCUGACACAACGAAGAACGAUGUCGAGUUUCGGAAGCUGAACUGAUUUUACGUUCAGGGGCGGCCAAUUACGAGCCAUCCGGGCCUCGUAAAUAAAACGUCACUUUAACUCUCAAGCAGCUCGUUCGUGGGACAGAGUUUUUGGGUAACCGGUUGUCCUGCCAGGUCAGAGUGAAGGCUUAGCGAGAAAAGAGAGAGUUCUGUAACUACUGCUAAAUGUCGCACUACUUUACCUUCUCAAGUUUACUUUUUUGAGGAACUUGCUGGUUGUCAGAUGUCAGCAUUUGACUCUUGUAAUUUAGGACCUAAGAAAGAGUUCAAAUACCUGCAAAAAAACAAAAGAAGACUUGAGAGAGAAAAAACACUAAAAACUAAAAGAAGGAGAAGUUAGUGCUUUGAUUUUUAUUAAAAUAUUUUUUUCAGGGAUUUAUAAACUAUACGCCGUCACUACGUUGUUUAUGCAUCAUUUUGGUAUCUGUAUCUGAGUGUUUGUAGCAGCAGGGAUUAGAAAAGUGUUUCAGGUGUGCACCGAGAACUAAAAUACACCAAAUACGGUUGGUUAUGUGACAAAAAAAAAAAAACAUGUUUUCGGUAGCAUUUUCUCAAAUUUGUGUCUUUAUCAUUCACAUCUUUGCUUUGACUUUGACUGUAGUCACGCCACAUCUAAAUACACACAGUUUGUGGAUGUGUUCUGAUACAAGGCUGAGCCGAAAUGUUUGUUACAUUCAUUUAAACUGUUAGUUUGACCUGAAAAUGUGUUCGCUUGAUCCAAAAAUGUACAAAAUACAGCAUUUUUCCAAUGGUGGGACAAAUGCUAGCAUGCUAACAUGCUAAAUAAGAUGGUGAACCUGGUAAAAAUUAGACCUGCUUUGACGUCAGCAUGUUAGCAUUGUUAUUUUGAGCAUGCUAGCCUGCCAACAUUAGCAUUUAGCUCAAUGUACUAGCAUGCUAACAUGCUAAAUAAUAUGGUGAACCUGGUAAACGUUAGACCUGCUUUGACGUCAGCAUGUUAGCCUGCCGACAUUAGCAUUUAGCUCGAUGUACUAGCUAGCCUACCUAACAGUGCCAAUAGCAUGGCUGUAAACUCUUGUUCAUAAAUGUGUGAUUCCACUUUUCCAAUGACUCUAAUGUUUAGAGAGAGGAGCCAGUGCCAGGUUAAUGAGAUACAUUUACUUUUUAAUACACUGAGUUAGUCUUUAUAUACUGUAGCUUUAUAUAUUUCAGAGAGCUUCAAGCAACCUGCUGAUAUAAAAUCCUCAAGCCUUAAAAUGGAAACAUUGUUCAUUUAGACAAUCCUGCUGUAACCUCUAAUUCAUUUUAUUAUCAAGAAGCCUUGAGAUGCCUUUGUACUGCGAAGUUGCCUUGUGUUAUUCCUGUCAGUAAACGCCACAUGCCUUUAGCUAUUAGCUUUGAUGCCUUGACGUAUAUAUGACUACUUGCUGCUCUAUAGCGUUAAUUAAAACAGAAGCCAAAAAAACACCAACUUUCUCCUCUAAGACCUUAUUUAUUUGCCUUAUUGUGGUCUUUAUGAAGCUUAAAACAGCUUAAAACAUGUGCCGCCCCUCGAACAUUUACAUUAUUGCUGUUGUAAAUGUUUUUUUUAAAGUUGUAAUUCAGCUAUUAAUUAAAUGAAAGAGAAAAAAUACACUAAUAGCCUAGGUUCACAACUUGAAAUACUCACUGCUGACCCAAACUCUAAUCAAUGAUGUUCAUCAGUUAUCAAUACCAAAAAAAAAAUAUGCGGUGACAUCAUUGGUUGAGGUUGUGAAAGGACUGAAACAUGCUUGAAAGUUAAAGUUUUCAUGUGUAACUUUUAUUUUUUUGACAGUUUUUCUUGUUUUUUUGUUUUGUUUUUUAAUUACAUGGUCCUUUAGGGUCCAAUAAAUUAGCCUUUUUCUUUUCAGAUAUUAAGGCUGUUUUAUAUAUGUGGUAUACAGCAUGGUUUGCUAAUCUGAAAAUAUUUACUUUUGUUUUUUUUUUAAACUGCUUAAAGUUGACAUUUUUGACUUUACAAACAAAGUAAUAUUUUCUCUAUUAUUCUUUUUUUUUUUUUUUUUGCUAAAGCGGACUGAUUUACGCUCUGGAAAUAUGCUGCACUACGCCUUAGCUUUAAACACAAGCUGCUUUAUGCUUAAAAAAAAAAACUGCACAUAAUCUUUGUUGGUGAAACUGAACUGGAAACAAAAUCUGGUUUUAAAUCCAGUUUGUGUUGUUUUGUUUUUUUGUUGUUUGUUGUUUUUGCAUCCACAGCACCGUGAACAAAUCCCCUUUUAUUGCUUAUUGUAAAUGGUGAUUGAUCAUAACUGACAGUAUUGAUGAUAUUUUGGGUCUUCUGUGACACAAACUGAAUGUAUUCUCAAUAUGAGUUCAUAUCCUACAAAGAGCAAUACUGUUGUGCACUGCAUUAUCACUAUCAGUAUUAUCAAUAAAACUUCAUU
This is a messenger RNA of Scomber japonicus (chub mackerel), 8873 nucleotides long. It is a transcript of the gene dysf, whose product is annotated as dysferlin, limb girdle muscular dystrophy 2B (autosomal recessive). Lineage: Eukaryota; Metazoa; Chordata; Actinopteri; Scombriformes; Scombridae. Bases 1 to 6399 code for a protein of 2132 amino acids. Gene Ontology annotation, cellular component: cytoplasmic vesicle; T-tubule; membrane. The record is from RefSeq and is a predicted model, not a curated record. The transcript is spliced from 59 exons. Gene Ontology annotation, molecular function: calcium-dependent phospholipid binding; calcium ion binding. Gene Ontology annotation, biological process: T-tubule organization; monocyte activation involved in immune response; negative regulation of phagocytosis.